GGCGGCGGCAGCUUCAUGGCGACGUUCUUCGGGCAGGUCGACGACGUCAAGGAGGGCAUCAACGGCAUCAAGGCCGCGACGAAGCGCAUCCACGCCAUCACCGACGAGCGCAUGCUCGCCGUGUCCAACGCGACGGAGGAGCAGCUGAGCCGCGAGCUCACGCCGCUCGUCGACAAGACGAACCGGCGCGUCAAGGCGACGAAGGAGCUGCUGCAGCGCAUGUCCGACGAGACGGCGUCGGCCAAGGGCACCGUGAAGCAGAGCGAGUUCCGCAUCCGCGAGAACCUGGCGAACACGCUCAUGCGCAAGUUCGGCGACGUCUGCAAGGACUACCAGCGCGAGCAGCAGCGCUACAAGAGCGAGAUCCAGAAGACGGUGAAGCGGCAGCUCGAGAUCGUCAAGCCCGACGUGACGCCCGACGAGAUCGACACGGUGCUCCGCAACGGCGGCACGUCCGAGGUCUUCCGGUCCGCGAUCCUCAAGGGCGCGGCGGACCCCAUCAAGAGCGCCUACGCGGACGUCGCGGACAAGUACCAGGACGUGCUCAAGCUCGAGCAGUCCGUCGCCGAGCUCCACCAGAUGUUCCUCGACUUUGCUUUGCUCACGGAGCAGCAGGGCGAGCUCCUGGACCAGAUCGAGUACCAGGUCAAGUCCGCGGGCGAGUACAUCGAGGACGGCAACACGGACAUCCAGUACGCGAUCCAGUACCAGAAGGAGAUCCGCAAGCGCUACUGCUGCCUCAUCGUCAUCAUCCUCGUCAUC
This is a messenger RNA of Aureococcus anophagefferens, 762 nucleotides long. RefSeq lists its product as hypothetical. Gene Ontology annotation, molecular function: SNARE binding; SNAP receptor activity. The transcript has a single exon. The annotation marks the transcript as partial. Gene Ontology annotation, cellular component: endomembrane system; SNARE complex; plasma membrane. Lineage: Eukaryota; Pelagophyceae; Pelagomonadales; Pelagomonadaceae. Gene Ontology annotation, biological process: intracellular protein transport; exocytosis; vesicle fusion. The record is from RefSeq and is a predicted model, not a curated record.